Pan troglodytes (chimpanzee) is the source of this 3698-nucleotide messenger RNA. It is a transcript of the gene PGM1, whose product is annotated as phosphoglucomutase 1. The coding region runs from base 1440 to 3128 and encodes 562 amino acids. The transcript has 11 exons. Lineage: Eukaryota; Metazoa; Chordata; Mammalia; Primates; Hominidae. Gene Ontology annotation, biological process: carbohydrate metabolic process. Gene Ontology annotation, cellular component: cytosol. The record is from RefSeq and is a predicted model, not a curated record. Gene Ontology annotation, molecular function: phosphoglucomutase activity; magnesium ion binding.
GGGGAGCUAAUAUUUUUGAAGGCCUGUAUGUUUCAGGCACCAGGCUAGAUGAUUUACUUCUAACAGCUGAUUAUGAUUGAAUUUCUUUGGACUGGGUCAUUUAGAAACCACCUCAAGUAAUUCUACUGUGAGCAUGUGUCACAGUAGGAUUCUACUGUGUAUCCAUGACUGAGAAUUUCUGACAUACAAAACCCCAUUAAAUCUUGCAAAAAUAUUCCAAAAUAGGUGAUAUGUUUAUUUUACAGUAAGGAAAUUGAUGCCCACGGACAUUAACUAACUUUCCCAAGAGCACUCAUCUUGUAAAGCCAAGUUUUUUGCCACUUUACCAAAAUGACAGGUUCCUUGAACAGAGGAGACAAUCACUCUCAUCAAAUUAAGGGAGAUACUAAACCGAAAAGCAAGAAAGACUGAAGAUUCCUACUUAAUAAUCAAAUCCCCUUGGUUGACCUUGCUAUCCCCCGUGAAACUUUUCCAGCCAUGUCAGUCCUUGUUUGUUGAUCUCCUCACUUUAUUUCUAUUACAUGAGUAACUGGCUAAUUUUGAUGGUGUUCAUACUUAUCCUUACCAUAUAUUUGCUCCUACAUUUGUCAAGUCCUGCUUGUACAUUUCCUAGUUGCCAACCUGGUGUCACAGCGGGCAAAUCAUGGGAAGAGCCCUGGUUUUGGAGCCAGACCACCUGAAUUGGCCUCCCGCAUGGACUUAGCUGUGUGGCAAUGAGACAAGGCAUUUUAUUCUUUGAAUUUCAGUUUUGUAAGCAUAAAAAGGGGAAAAAUAAAACCCAGAGUUUAGUAAGGUUUAGAAACGCUACACUCAGCAAGUCAUAGCUAAGUCACCGUCACCAACGGUAGUCAAGUGUGUGGUGCAGCAGGAAACAUUUGGAGUCGACUCCUUUACGGAACUCAAAUGCCCUCACAUUUAGGGAGAAAUAGAAAGAAUUACGACUCAUGAAAUCGAGCUGGGGCUGGCACUUCUGACCCUCCCAACAGGUUUCCAGAAAGCUAUUUACACACGAUGCAUUCGCCAAACCACUGGAAAUCAUUCUACCCUAUACUUUUUUCCACCCUGCCUCACGUCCUUGCCCUAUGACCGGGUUCCUACCCCAACCUCUGCCCCAACACUUAGGGGAGGAGUUGCGGGCCUCUUUUUACAGUGGAUAGGAUUCCGAAGGGGAGAGUAAAUCAGUAAGGCUCCACCCAUUUCACAGGAGGCCUAGAGACCGGCGCUCCCCUUUCCCCUCCCGCCGGACCUGCCAGGAGGUGGGCUGGCGCGGAGGGAGGGCCCUGUCCCCUGUCCCUUUAAGGAGGAGGGCCAAACGCCGGCCUAGAGUGCGGCGUAGCCCCCACCCGCCGUGCCCUCACCCCAGAGCAGCUGCAGCCUCAGCCGGCCGCCCCUCCGCCAGCCAAGUCCGCCGCUCUGACCCCCGGCAGCAAGUCGCCACCAUGGUGAAGAUCGUGACAGUUAAGACCCAGGCGUACCCGGACCAGAAGCCGGGCACGAGCGGGCUGCGGAAGCGGGUGAAGGUGUUCCAGAGCAGCGCCAACUACGCGGAGAACUUCAUCCAGAGUAUCAUCUCCACCGUGGAGCCGGCGCAGCGGCAGGAGGCCACGCUGGUGGUGGGCGGGGACGGCCGGUUCUACAUGAAGGAGGCCGUCCAGCUCAUCGCUCGCAUCGCUGCCGCCAACGGGAUCGGUCGCUUGGUUAUUGGACAGAAUGGAAUCCUCUCCACCCCUGCUGUAUCUUGCAUCAUUAGAAAAAUCAAAGCCAUUGGUGGGAUCAUUCUGACAGCCAGUCACAACCCAGGGGGCCCCAAUGGAGAUUUUGGAAUCAAAUUCAAUAUUUCUAAUGGAGGUCCUGCUCCAGAAGCAAUAACUGAUAAAAUUUUCCAAAUCAGCAAGACAAUUGAAGAAUAUGCAGUUUGCCCUGACCUGAAAGUAGACCUUGGUGUUCUGGGAAAGCAGCAGUUUGACUUGGAAAAUAAGUUCAAACCCUUCACAGUGGAAAUUGUGGAUUCGGUAGAAGCUUAUGCUACAAUGCUGAGAAGCAUCUUUGAUUUCAGUGCACUGAAAGAACUACUUUCUGGGCCAAACCGACUGAAGAUCCGUAUUGAUGCUAUGCAUGGAGUUGUGGGACCGUAUGUAAAGAAGAUCCUCUGUGAAGAACUCGGUGCCCCUGCGAACUCGGCAGUUAACUGCGUUCCUCUGGAGGACUUUGGAGGCCACCACCCUGACCCCAACCUCACCUAUGCAGCUGACCUGGUGGAGACCAUGAAGUCAGGAGAGCAUGAUUUUGGGGCUGCCUUUGAUGGAGAUGGGGAUCGAAACAUGAUUCUGGGCAAGCAUGGGUUCUUUGUGAACCCUUCAGACUCUGUGGCUGUCAUUGCUGCCAACAUCUUCAGCAUUCCGUAUUUCCAGCAGACUGGGGUCCGCGGCUUUGCACGGAGCAUGCCCACGAGUGGUGCUCUGGACCGGGUGGCUAAUGCUACAAAGAUUGCUUUGUAUGAGACCCCAACUGGCUGGAAGUUUUUUGGGAAUUUGAUGGACGCGAGCAAACUGUCCCUUUGUGGGGAAGAGAGCUUCGGGACCGGUUCUGACCACAUCCGUGAGAAAGAUGGACUGUGGGCUGUCCUUGCCUGGCUCUCCAUCCUAGCCACCCGCAAGCAGAGUGUGGAGGACAUUCUCAAAGAUCAUUGGCAAAAGUAUGGCCGGAAUUUCUUCACCAGGUAUGAUUACGAGGAGGUGGAAGCUGAGGGCGCAAACAAAAUGAUGAAGGACUUGGAGGCCCUGAUGUUUGAUCGCUCCUUUGUGGGGAAGCAGUUCUCAGCAAAUGACAAAGUUUACACUGUGGAGAAGGCCGAUAACUUUGAAUACAGCGACCCAGUGGAUGGAAGCAUUUCAAGAAAUCAGGGCUUGCGGCUCAUUUUCACAGAUGGUUCUCGAAUCAUCUUCCGACUGAGCGGCACUGGGAGUGCCGGGGCCACCAUUCGGCUGUACAUUGAUAGCUAUGAGAAGGACAUUGCCAAGAUUAACCAGGACCCCCAGGUCAUGUUGGCCCCCCUUAUUUCCGUUGCUCUGAAAGUGUCCCAACUGCAGGAGAGGACGGGACGCACUGCACCCACUGUCAUCACCUAAGAAGAGAGGCCUGAUGUGGUACGUCCCUCCACCCCCGGACCCAUCCAAGUCAUCUGAUUGAAGAGCAUGACAGAAACAAAAUGUAUUCACCAAGCAUUUUAGGAUUUGACUUUUUCACUAACCAGUUGACGAGCAGUGCAUUUACAAGGCACUGCCAAACAAGAUGCCCUUGGGAGCUGUGAGGGAAAGAGGACCUGCGGGCUUAGAUCAAUCUCAAUUCCUUUUCAUGCCCCCCUGCAUUGCUGCUGUGUGGGUAUUUGUCUCCUUAGCCAUCAGGUACAGUUUACACUACAAUGUAAGCUACAGGUGGAGCAUCAGCAGUGAGUGAGGCCAUUCUUCAUCCUUAGGAUGUGGCAAUGAAAUGAUGGUGCAAGUUCCUUUCUCUUUUGUGAAUCUUUCCCCCCAUUUCCUGUUUACAUGUAACCCGAUAAAAUGCAAUUUCUGGUGCCUUCUGUCCAAUCAGUUCUUUCCUCUGAGUGAGACGUACUUGGCUACAGAUUUCUGCCUUGUUUUGCGACAUUGUCCCAUUCACACAGAUAUUUUGGGAUAAUAAAGGAAAAUAAGCUACAA